AGUUUAUUAAACAAGUCCGUGCUACUGAGUACUUGCCUGCAGUGGUGCCAGAUUAGGCGAUUUUUCGCCAUUUAGACUACUUCGAGGGGUCGUGCGACGACUAAAAAAGUGGUCGGCGACUCGGCGAUAUUUAGGCUAUAUUUGAAAUAUAGUUAGAAGUUCAUAUUCCCCAAUUUCGCGGCAGCAAAUUAUUUUCCUUGAUUUUUAGGAAUUUCAUGGCUUGGACGAAUAUCGGCUACUUAACAACAUAAAUUGGCGAUUAACUUCGCAAAAGUCUGACGACACUGCCUGCCUGUACUUGUCAAUGUCAACUGUCAACUCCUAUGUGCAAUAAAUAUUUUUGCCGCGCCUUUAGAUUGUAUUGUUGAAUUUAAAUGGUAAUUAGACCAAAUAACAGUUUUUAAAGGGUCUCCAAAACAUCAUGGAACGACCAAGGAUCUUAUCUGGCAACGAAUUAGUUGCCAAAGGUGUCAUAAAGCUGGAUAGUACAUUGCCUGAAGUGGGGCUGAAAGAUACCGUGCCAAAUGGAUCUUGGUUGGAGCAGAAGCAGAUCCAGUCUGCUUUAGAGGCCAAGAAACAGCUUAUUGAGGUAGAGCGAAUUGAAAAAUGUGGAUCCAUAAGUCAUGCAGUAUGGAGAGACGAACUGAAGCUGGCAGAUGUGACUAAACAAGUGGGUGGGCACUGGCAAUUUUUGGGCCACAAAGUGGGCAAACAUUUGUUUCUUAAACCAGAGGAAGCUCUGUUCUUGAUGGAAAUCAACUGUCUUCGACUAACAUACAAUGAAGUGACUGUGUCUCUCCAGCAAGCUUAUUCAUUACUGCUCUCUGGUAAAAUAUCAUUUCUACACUACAAAGUGUAUGCUUCACUCAGUAGACUAGGAUAUAAAGUCUUCAGACAUGACAGUUGUCAACCUACUGAUUAUGAGAAGAAAAUAAACUUGAUAUCUUCUAAAAAUGUUGUAAGAAUAGAAGAAUCGGAAGCAGUGAAACAUGAUACUGGAAUGAUGGUUAAUGAGGUAAAGGAAGGAGAAGUAGACGAUGAGAUACAGAGUAAUGUAAGUGAUUGUGGUGAAGAAUCCUGUGAUAUUAAUGAGAUAUUUAUUGUGUCUGAAGUUGACAAUGUUUCAACUCAGACUUGCAUUUUAGGCGAAAAUAUGUCUAUAACUGCAGAAGAUAAUUCCAGAACGAACAUUGAUCAAAGUGAAUUUGUAAAUUCUGAAGAUGAUUCUCACAAGGAGGACAUAGUGUCUGAUCUUUCUUUUAAUCAAGAUAAGACCAAUCAAAAUAGUAAUAUGGAAAUAGACAAAAAUGUCACGAAAGAUUGUGAGAUCAUUGCAUCUUCUAGUCAAGUUUUGCCUGAGCAAGUCCAAAAUAUAAUUUCCGGGCAAGAAAAUGCAAAAUCUACAAAUUUCCAAACAGUUAAAAAUUCUAAACUACAAGAUUUACAGAAAAGAAAACUGAAACCCUGUAACAAUAAAGAAAUAGUUAAUCUUUUCACAAAUGUUCCUGAUUUAUAUCAGAAACGAAUAGUCACAAUAAAAAUACCAGAAGAGCAACAUAUUCCGAAAAACGUAUUCUUGAACAAUAUCUCUUAUGUUCUGAAUUUAGAAAGUAUUCGGGCAAAUAUUAAAUAUUCUAGACCUCAUUCUAAUGAUUCGAGAGCAUAUAGUGUAUCAGAGGAAGUAAAUGGGCCUCAUGUACUGAGAGUAAGUGAUGCUGCUAGCAACAUUACGUCAUCUAAUAAUUGGGCUCCUUUUUACCAUAAUUCUGGGUUUCCAAGGCACCAGUUCAGACAGUUUCAAUUUUGGCGACCUCGUCAGUACAAUUUUUCUUGGAGGCCAUUUUUACCGAGUAUUUAUUUUGUGCCCCGAGUUCAUUUCUAUCCACGUCAACCUCCGCCACUGUACAGACCACAAGCCAAUCAACUUCAAAGGAAUUUCAACAAAAACAAUAAUAGGAACCAAAGCAAAGACAACGCGAACACAGUAAACGGCAGUAGAAAAAGGAAAACAAAGCAGUAUCACUUAGAUCACAUACAAAGGCUAUCUUCGCGGCUUAAGCAGUUAGUUCAAGCGGGCAACACGCAUACUGAAAAUAGAGUAGCACUACAAAGAUUGAUAGAAACCUUCAAUACGAGAUACAACGCGAGGUUACGUUUAACGCCGCAGCUUGAUUUAAUUGAAGAUGAAGUAAUUAUUGCGACAAUAGAACUAGAAGAUGAAGAUGAAAUUAGCAGAAAAAGACCACGGACUGAAGAAAUCGACCUUACUAAAUAUGAUGAAAAUCUAGAAAUGCUUAAAAAAUUUUCUUCCAAACUGAAAGAUCUUGAAGCAAGCCACAAAUCUUGCUCUCGACAUAGAAGAGCGUUUUCACAUUUAGUUAAAAAAUUCAACAAAUCAUAUGAUGCUGAUGUUUACGUAAAUGACAACUAUGAAGUGUUCGACAGGACGAGAAUAAUACUUGAUGAUUCAUCAGACUCUGACUGUAUUUUAGAUGAUACACCAAGUGUGUCCUGUAAGAAGAAUGAGAGAACUACGGAAACUUUUGGAAAGAAGUUGAAAAAUCCUUUCAACAUUCUCAAGAAACUUUCAGAAAAGAACAAAACAUCCUUGCCAAGUUGUAGUGAAGAUGGACCUUCAACUGAAAAUACUGAUAAAAGUAAUAAAGAUGACAAUGAAUAUUCUGAAAAUACCACAACAGUUUUUGACAGAAACUGGCUUCCAAGUAAAGAAGAUUUUGGGAGAGCAGAAAUACCAGCGAAAGGUAUGAUGUAUGACUUUCUAAUGAGUUCUAAAAGGGACGAAUAUAUUUACGAUUUUAUUAAAAAUCAACGUUGCGAGUUUGUAAACUGGCUAGAAGCCAAAAUUGCUUUUUUAAGAGAUGUCGAAGUAGCCACAGCAGCAAUUGAAAAAGAUAUAGCUAAUCAAAUUGAAGUGAAAAUCGACUCUAUUAUAAAGCCUGAUGAUUGCAUUGAUAUGCCUUCUGUUUUAAAGAAGUUGAGCAUUAUACAAACGCACAAAGAAGAAGAUAGCCGAACGGAUUUGAUCAUAGACUUUGAUGUGUACAAUAGAGAUGUUCAAAACUUUAAGAAGUCGAAUAAACCCAAACCGCACUUCAGAGUAAUCUGUACUAGUGAAAACUACAAAUUUCCUUCUGGCAGCGACGUCGAUACCAUUCAUGCGCAAUACGAAGAUAAUGUACCCAUACUCUUCGCCAUUGUGGGCGUGGGGUCCGUCUCCUACUUGCAGAUAAAUCCUAACAACUUACCAAUGUAUAUUUCAAGUAAUGAUCUUACUUAAUUUUUUUCAGUAUCCUAGUUAAUGUUUUGUUUAUUAAGAUAGUUCUCAUCGUGCUAAAUCAGAACUGAUCAGAAUGACAAUGAGGAUUAAAUAUUAACUAAUGAUAAUAAUUAAGCACCAAGGAAAUAAACUUAGUAAUAUUUGAUUAAAUGAGACUUGUCUAUGUAAUAUCUUUCAAGUAUCUAAUAAGUAUAUAUACUACGCCUCAAUUGACAUCGCCACAGAACGGAAUGGAAGCUUGUAAUAGCAUAUUGAACUUCAUGUCAAUUGUGUAACUAGAUCGAUAUGAUAGCGGGAGUAUUCUCAAGGAAUGCAGAACCUGUUUUAUUGCCUCGUCUCUAAAUUGUACGUUACACAAUUGACAUAAAGUUUGUUAUGCUCUGGUAACAAAAAUUUGCUUCCCUUCAGUUCCGCAGCAACGUAAAUUGAUCCUAUUUCUGUAUUUAUAACAGGGUUGCAAUAAAACCUC
Messenger RNA from Hyposmocoma kahamanoa, 3767 nucleotides. RefSeq lists its product as uncharacterized. Gene Ontology annotation, biological process: tRNA-type intron splice site recognition and cleavage. The record is from RefSeq and is a predicted model, not a curated record. Gene Ontology annotation, cellular component: tRNA-intron endonuclease complex. Lineage: Eukaryota; Metazoa; Arthropoda; Insecta; Lepidoptera; Cosmopterigidae. The transcript is spliced from 7 exons. Bases 422 to 3298 code for a protein of 958 amino acids.